Sitophilus oryzae (rice weevil) is the source of this 3935-nucleotide messenger RNA. RefSeq names its product nuclear factor NF-kappa-B p110 subunit (gene Rel). Gene Ontology annotation, cellular component: cytoplasm. The coding region runs from base 313 to 2985 and encodes 890 amino acids. The transcript has 16 exons. The record is from RefSeq and is a predicted model, not a curated record. Gene Ontology annotation, biological process: canonical NF-kappaB signal transduction; non-canonical NF-kappaB signal transduction; inflammatory response. Gene Ontology annotation, molecular function: protein binding; DNA binding; DNA-binding transcription factor activity. NCBI's taxonomy places the organism in Eukaryota, Metazoa, Arthropoda, Insecta, Coleoptera, Curculionidae.
AAACGAUAAAGUACGGACAAAUAUCGAAUAAAUCAAGGUGAUUAAUUACCGCGCUUGCGUAUUCGAUCGUGUUUCGUGGAUGAACCCCGUAUUGAAUUCGGGGAUUUUUCUUGAAACUUCCUUACCGCUCUUUCCCCCUAAACGCCCAUUAAUUUGUUGCAUGGGGAAAUACCAAAUUCACGAAGAUAUUUCCGUUGACAGGUUUGUAAGUUCUUCGCAUUUCAGUUUUCAGUUCGUUGCUAGCACAGGUUGCUAGUUUUUGGAAGGUUGUGAUCAAAUAUUCUAUAAUUAAUUAUAUUCAGUGUUGUCAAAAUGUUAUCUAUAGCACAACCUUUGGUUGAUCCUUUAUGUGAUUCUACCGUUAUGACACCCAUUACCGAUUUUAUACCCAAUAUGCAAACAUAUCCAACUCCUCCUUCGAGCAGUGGGGACUCUCCUCCAGUGUACUUCGUAGCUUCACCAGGAUCGAAUAGCUUCUCGCCACCCUCGCAUCUGCAAACGCAAAUAUCCAUACCAGAUAUGGAUGUGAUGAACUUGGGAGAUAUGAAGUUAGAAAAAACGCCAAGAUUGAAGUUUAUUGAACAGCCUAUUAAUAAAUUCAGAUUCCGCUACAAGUCGGAAAUGGCGGGCACACACGGAAGUCUUUGUGGCAUAAAUUCUGAUAAGUCGAGGAAACAGACUUAUCCAACUGUACGAUUGGAGCAUUGUACAGAAAAGGCUACAGUUAGAUGUUCGAUAUAUCAGUACAAUGUUGGACAAGAAGAUAUGAAGCCGCAUCCGCAUCGUUUGAUUAUGAAACGCGGCAGAGAGGAAUUCGACGAUCCACAUGACAUCACAGUUGGUCCUGAGGAAGGGUUUGUUGCUACAUUUCAUAGCAUGGGCAUAAUCCACACUGCAAGAAAGAAUAUUGUGAAUGAAUUGGUUAGGAAGAAAACGAAAUUGCAAGAAGAACUUAUUGGCAGAAUGUACCAACAAAGGAGAGGACUGAACAUGCAAGAAAUCACUGAGAUUAAGAGAUUGGCUGAACAAGAGAGCAAAUCUAUUAAUUUGAAUAUAGUGUGCCUUAGAUUUGAUGCGUUUAUUGUCAGGGAUGGCAUUUACAGACCCAUAUGUGAACCAAUAUUUAGUCAUGGAAUCAAUAACCUGAAAUGUGCGUUGACUGGCGAUUUGAAGAUCGUGAGGAUGGAUCACUGCACCAGUCAGGUCAGAGGAGGCAAAGAAAUAUUCUUGUUAGUAGAACGCGUUACAAAAAAAAAUAUAAAAAUUCGAUUCUACCAACUUGACGACGACGAACAGGAGAUAUGGGAAGGAUGGGGCAAGUUUAGUGAACUCGAUGUUCAUCAUCAAUAUGCUAUCGUUUUCAAGACUCCUCCCUACAAAGGACCGUCCGACGUCAACCAACCAAUAAACGUGUUUAUGGAACUAGUACGACCGUCGGAUAAUGCCAGAAGCGAAUCGAAAGAAUUUCGAUACGUGCCCAACAAUGAAUUUAAACCUGGUACUAAGAGACCUAGGUCUAGUAUUUACAGCUCUAAUAGCUAUAACAGUUCUAGUUUGGGUAGCACAGAAAUACCACUUACUGUGCCCAACAUGGCGGAUCCCAUAGGUACUUAUCCUGAUUUGCCUAAUAGUUGGAACAGUGGAAUUUUCCACAAUUCCGAACAAUUUCUCAACGCGAUAAAAGAUGUAAAUUCCGAUGAAUUUACCGAGAUGUAUAAUUUGUUUGAAGCUGAAUAUCCCGAAGGAGACUUCCUGAGCAAUGUCAGAGAUGGUUUAAGCGUCACCCGCAAAAGAAACUAUAGCCUAACCAAUUCAGUACCUGACAAGCUGAUCAAAAUGGAGGUUUUACCCGAAGAUAUAGUGAUGGCAGACGGAACUUACAGCGAAUUGAAGAGUUUUGUUAAGUCUGAAGACGCCCAAGAGAGGGCUCCGGAUGUAUUGCAUCACUAUUUGGGGACUGACAAGAAAACUAAUGCUCUUCACGUGUUCGUGGGUUUGAACAAAAAGGAACAGUUGGUCUUCCUACUGAAAAUGAUCUACUUGUCCAAACAGUGGCAUCUGACGAACGUUCGAAACUCCGACUUAUAUUCUCCAUUGCACAUUGCCGUUUUGUGCAAAAACGAGGAGUUUGUGUCGCAUCUGUUGAAGUGCCAUGCUGACAUUCGCAAUCUGGAUGGUCAUGGCAACACCGCGUUGCAUACUGCCGUGGACAAUAUGUCGGGAAUGACCAUACUGGACAUGCUUUUGAGCAAUCCCUAUGCUGAGACUUUGGUGGAUACAGAAAACGAUGAUGGUGAAACGCCUCUUUCUCUAGCAAUUGAGAAACGCAACAUGAAUGCUGUCAAAUUAUUAUGUAAAUACGGCGCCAGCGUCAACAGACAGCACAGAAAGAGCGGUUUUACUCCGUUGAGGAUGGCAGUGGAGAAUCAGUGGUCGGCCAUGAUCAAAUUUUUGCUGAGUCAGUCGAAUUUAGUGUGGAGCCUUCAGAACGACUUCAAAAACGUGUCGCCGUUUGAAGCAGCCAGCAACAAAGACCUGGAAGAGUCCGCCAGGGAGAUGAUUAUGAACUAUGCGAUUAAGAAUGACAUUCAGAUCAAACAGGAAAAAGAAGAUGAUGACGAAUCAGAUGAAGAAAUGGAAGAAGAGAUCGACAUAAAACCCGAGAUUAUGACAAUAAUAGACGAUCCAGAAUUACUCUACGACGGUAUAACGAAAAUCACACCCAAAUGUCUGGACGAACUGUCCAGCAUUCUGGACGCUAGUGGCAAAUGCUACUCUUUGGCUGAACUUUUGGACCUCAAUCAUUUGAUCAGUUCUGGAGCCAUUUCCAGUGUGCCAAGUCUGAGCAAGAAUUUACUCCUUUACGCCAUCCAGAGGAGCAACGUCAAGAUAUUAGAAAUAAGGAAUUUCUUGGAUAAUUUGGAUGAAGUACAGGGUGUAGUAUUAUUGGAUGAUAUGGCCAGAGGGUAUAAACAUAGUAGUUAGAGAAUGCUGCCUCUAAAUUUAUAUUUUAAGUACCAAAUUGUCAUAUAGAAAAAAAACAUCCUAUGUUUUUUUUUAUUGAUGUCGUAUACGUCUUUUAUACAGGGUUAUUUCUUAAUAACAUGCCACUAUUUAGGAGACUGAUUCUGGGACCUAUUUUAAGAAAAAAAUUUCAUAUGAAUGACAAUAUGAAUGUUGAGAUACAGGGUGGUAAAAUUUUGCAAAUUUUUGUUUUUUUUUCGUAUUAGCUGUGAUGGUGUUACAGAUAUCUCUAUGAAAUUUGAUACAUAUCUUCUAUGCAUCGUAAGUGCACUUUUUGAUGUACAUCUAAUUUUAUUCCAAUCAGUGGCAUCCAUACGGAUUUAAAUUGAAUAUUUUUAAAGAAAAAAAUUGUACGCCACUGUCUUUACUUACAAUAAAAAUUAUUUUCAAAAUUUUCAUUUAUUUCUAAACAAUUUUGAUCUCCUGAUUUUCUUUGUGUGAAAAUCGUUCCUGCAUCGUCUGGAAGGAAGGACAUUAAGAGAUCAAAAUUUUUUAUCUUUGUAGACGUGUAUCCCAUGAAAUAUUAGCAUGCCGUUAAGGAACACCCUGUAAAUAAGUUUAAAAAAAGCGACUUUAAUUCUUGAUCUACUUAAUAUAAUUUGUGAAAAACUGCGUUAUGGUAGGCAUUUAAUAACAUUUAAUUAAAAAAACAGAUGUCAUUGUUAAGAACUUGAGUGUUAGUUAUAAUAAACAACAGAAAUGCUAUUUCUAUGCCUGUUAUGACGUUUGACGUUUAUGUUUAAUUGUUGAUAUGUUAUUUAAAAAACAAUAGUUCAAGCACAUUAGUCAUAUUGGUUAGUCAUUUUUACAUGUUUUCUACAUAUAAAGUCUGUGUUAAUUGUAGUCAUAUUUUUCAGUUUUAAAGUGUGUCACAUUGUUUUUAAAAAAAAAAACGAAUGUAUUCAUCUCCA